Molecule: messenger RNA, 1752 nt
Organism: Trematosphaeria pertusa
Lineage: Eukaryota; Fungi; Ascomycota; Dothideomycetes; Pleosporales; Trematosphaeriaceae
Product: WD40 repeat-like protein
Exons: 5
Coding region: 1-1437 (478 amino acids)
Cellular component (GO): Set1C/COMPASS complex
Molecular function (GO): protein binding
Source: RefSeq, a predicted model, not a curated record
AUGAACCUGUCGCUCGUUGACCCCUUCGUCCUCGCCCAGGACUGCCCCGAGGUCAUCACCGGCCGUCUGCGCAGCGGCCAUUCGACGUCAAUCCGCUUCAGCCACCGCGGCGACCUGCUCGCCUCUGGACGCCACGAUGGCAUCGUAGUCAUCUUCGACAUCGAGACCAACGGCGUCGCCCGCAAGCUGCGCGGCCACACGCGCCAGAUCCAGUCGCUGAGCUGGUCCACCAACGACCGCUACCUGCUGAGUACGGGCCAGGACUGGAAAGUCGUGCUCUGGGACCUCAAGGAUGGCUCGCGCGUGCGCACCGUCCGCUUCGAGGCUGCCAUCUUCAUCGCGGAGCUGCACCCGAAGAACCCCAUGUGCUUCGUAGCCGCCCUCUUCGAAGACCAGCCCGUGCUGGUUGACACGACCGCCGAAGUCCCCGUCAAGCACCCCCUCCCUUCCGCGCCCCGCCGAUCGGAAAUCGAACGCGAGAACGCAUCCGAAAAGCAGGCCGCACAGGACGCAAAGCAGACAACAACAGUGACGCUAUUCACACCCUCGGGAGAUCAUAUCAUUGCCGGAACAAACAAGGGAUGGCUGAACAUCAUCAAUGCUACAACACAUGAAAUGCAGUACUCGUACAGGGUCACGAACAACAUCAUCGUAUUAAUACGAUUAACACAAUCGGGGAGGGAUGUUGUGAUCAAUUCCAGCGACAGAAUUGUCAGGACUCUGCAUCUGCCCGACUUUUCUGAUCCGAAGCUCGAUUUUGACACGCUGCAGCUGGAGGUGGAGCACAAAUUUCAGGACCUUGUGCAGCGCCUGUCAUGGAAUCACGUCACUUUCAGUUCGACUGGUGAAUACGUCGCAGCAUCUACUUGGAUGAAUCAUCACAUCUACGUCUGGGAACGGGGCCAAGGCAGUUUAGUGAAGAUUCUGGAAGGGACCAAGGAGGAGUUGUCAGUGGUUGAGUGGCACCCCUUCCGCCCUUUCGUUGCCGCCGUCGGUGUCGAUUCUGGUCGCGUCUGGCUGUGGUCCAUUCUCCAGCCCCAACGCUGGUCCGCCCUCGCCCCCGAUUUCGUCGAAGUGGAGGAGAACGUGGAGUACAUCGAACGCGAAGACGAAUUCGACAUCCAGCCGCUCGAAGAGAUCCACAAGCGCCGUCUUGAUCAGGAAGACGAGGACGUCGAUGUCCUAACCCUUGGACCCGUCAAAGCCAGCACAGAGCACGAAGCUAGCGAAUUCAGAAUGCCAGUGCUGCUAGAUAUCGAGGCCAGCGAUAGCGAAGACGAGGUGGUGGCUAUUGGUGCAGGGCAAUUCAGGAGACGGAGUCCAGGAGCGGGCAGAGAAUGGAUGAACGAUGACGAGGUGGGCGUAAGCGGUGAUGAGGCAAGACGACAGAACGGGACUACGGUACAGAAUGGCACCAAGAGGCGGAGAGCAGGUUGAACGGGUGGCUUUUGCAAAAUAACCCCAUUGUUUACGGAAAACUGCAAGAGUUAGGUUAGCAACAUAAUUCUCAUAGAGAAUAUGGGGAUCAAGAUCUUCCAGACUGUUGAGAGACGAUCUGUGAGUGCGUCACUCGCCUAAUACGCAUCAAUCGACACUCUGUACCUAUCUACGCAGUGAAUCUGCCCCAGACUCCCAGACCCCCAGACCUAAAAAUCUUACGGCCUGGCAGGCGCAUAGGUAUGGCACAGAACGAGGAGCGUGUUGUGCUCCGAUUGCCACUUUAGGACCCUAGCGGUUUCGGCUUACCGGUCG